Molecule: messenger RNA, 2619 nt
Organism: Pseudoliparis swirei
Lineage: Eukaryota; Metazoa; Chordata; Actinopteri; Perciformes; Liparidae
Gene: trim45
Product: tripartite motif containing 45
Exons: 8
Coding region: 123-1865 (580 amino acids)
Biological process (GO): positive regulation of DNA-templated transcription
Cellular component (GO): nucleoplasm; chromatin
Molecular function (GO): protein binding; ubiquitin-protein transferase activity; zinc ion binding
Source: RefSeq, a predicted model, not a curated record
UCGGACUUUGAAGCCCCGCGGUUCGGUGUGUGUUCACGAGGAGCCGGUUCGAGCCUCUUCCUGUCGGUCUGGACGGGUUCGAGGUCUCUUGUGAUACCGGAGGUCUCCAAAAAAAACCGACAAUGUCUCUGAGAGAAGACGCGGAGGAGUCGAAGUUGACCUCGGGGCAGCGCACCGGGGCUCCGGUGAACCGGAGGGCGGUGUGCGGCGGCUGCAACCGCCUGUACCGGGACCCGAAGAUCCUCCCGUGUCUGCACACCUUCUGCUCGGACUGCAUCAGCCGGCUGGAGCCCUUCUCGGUGUGCGCGCGCGGUGGGAGCGGCGGGAGCGGUGGGAGCGGCGGGAGCGGCGACGCGGUGGACGGGCACCGCACUGGCGUCACGGUGCUCUGCCCCCACUGCGACUCCGAGGUGGACAUCCCGCCGUCGGGGCCCGCGGGCCUGAGCACGGACCACCUGGCCCUGGACCAGGUGUUCCUGGAGGCCCUGCGGGCCGGAGGGCCUCUGGGCUGCGACCUGUGCGGCGAGGGCGGCGCGGAGAGCCGCUGCGACGUCUGCUGCGUCCACCUGUGCGCCUUCUGCUGCCAGGCGCACAGGCGUCAGAAGCGGACGGCGUGCCACUCCGUUCAGCGCCUGGAGGAGCUGAAGUCGUGCGGUCGCCUGCGGCGCCCGAUCCUCUGCUCGCUGCACCCCGGCCAGGAGCUCCGCCUCUUCUGCCCGCCGUGCGACCGGCCCGUCUGCCUGGAGUGCGCCGCCACGCUGCACCGCGACCACGGCGGCCGGCCGGCCCGCGACGCCGCGGAGCGCCACGGGGGGCGCAUCCGGGACGUGGUGGCGGCGAGCCUGAGGCCUCGCAUGGAGCGCCUGAAGGACGCACUGCUCCAGGUGGACGUUUCCCAGGAUGCUUUGCAGGCCCGCGUGGACGCGACGGCCAAUGAGGUGAGGGCGUUCUCCCGGGCGUACGCCAGCGCUGUGGAGGCCCACUGCCGGUCUCUGCUGCAGCGCCUGGAGGAGUUGCGGGUGCAACGCCGUAACCAGCUCCACCUGCAGAGGGCGCAGUUGCAGCAGGCCCUGCUGGACGUGGGCGGCGGCGUGGAGUUCGCCGAGCGGCUGCUGAGCUGCGGCUCCGACGCCGAGAUCCUCGCCGCCAAAGGAGUGACGCUGAGGAGGCUGACCGGCCUGCUGGAGGCGGGCUAUGACCCCCGCCCGGCGGACGACGCCGGCGCCGGCAUCAGCUUCGUGGCCGACGAGCCGGCCGGCGAGGUGGACGGAUACCCGCUUGUCGGCGUGGUCAACGCCACGACGCUGGACCCCAGCAGGUGCACCAUCGAAGGGGAAGGUCUACGGCGGUGCGUUCAGGGCCAGCGGGGCCACUUCACCCUGGUGUGCCGGGACUCUGCCGGGGAGCGGGUGGAGCGCGGUGGCGAGCCCGUCCUGGUCUCUGUUGUCCACAAGGAGGCCAAGAACUGCGCGGUGGAGGCGGCGGUGCUGGCCCUCAGCGACGGGUCCUACAGAGUCUCGUACACGCCGGAGGAGCUGGGAGCGUAUUCAGUCUGUGUCUGUGUGGGAGCUCAGCACGUCAAGGGCUCUCCGUUCCUCCUCCAUGUGACGAGGUCGUCGAGGCGUCAUGGCGGAACGUUCCACUGCUGCUCCUUCUGCUCCAGUGGGGGGGCCAAGGAGGCUCGCUGCGGCUGCACAGGCACCAUGCCAGGCGGGUUCAAAGGCUGUGGUCACAGUCACAGAGGUCACCCUGGGAAGCCUCACUGGUCGUGUUGCGGCAGCACGACGGAGCAGUCCGAGUGUCUACCGCCCAGCGUGCUGAGGGCCGUGUCUCCUCGAGGACACCUGAGGACCGUGGAGCUGUGAGGAGAUGAGGAGAUGAGGAGAUGAGGAGAUGAGGAGAUGAGACGAGGAGAUGAGGAGACGAGGGCCGUGUCUCCUCAAGGACACCUGAGGACCGUGGAGCUGUGAGGAGAUGAGGAGACGAGGAGAUGAGGAGAUGAGGAGAUGAGGAGACGAGGAGAUGAGGAGAUGAGGAGACGAGGGCCGUGUCUCCUCGAGGACACCUGAGGACCGUGGAGCUGUGAGGAGACGAGGAGACUCCAGCUAUGAGCUAACAGGUUUCCACCGUUCAGUCUAACCUUCAGUCGUGUUAUUAUAUAACAUUAUAUAUUAAUAUGAUAUAACACUAUAUAUUAAUAUGAUAUAACACUAUAUAUUAAUUCACAGAUUAGACCUUUAAUGGUUGUUAGUUGUUCACGGUGCCAUGGUUUUAUUUUAUGAGGAGAUAAAUCUGUUUAUUAAUAUCUUUUUAAACCUUAAAGCUGCUGAUGUCAAUGUUUCAGACCUUUCAUGUCAAACUUGUUUCAAUAGAAACAUUUAACUGUUGAACUUUAUUACUUUUAUAUUUUUCAGUCAAGGAGAAUAUAUAUUUUAUACUGUAAAACACGAUAAUAAUGCUGAGAUAUGUAAACAGUCAUUCUUAAUGUUCCACACCGACGCUGUGAAAGUACACGUUGUCAUUAAGAUGAUUAUUAUUAUUUCAUCAAAUAUUCAGAAGUCAUUGCCAACAAAUAUGCAGCCAAAAUAUGUAUAAUUAAAUGCUAGUUACAUAAGCUGU